UCUCCGUUGCCUGGGGAACUGGGGGCGGUGCGCUUUCCGGCGCAGUCGCGGCGCGUCGCAGCUGUCAUGGCGGAGGCCUCCUGGAGCACUGACACCGGGGAGGCAGUGUAUCGCUCCCUGGACCCCGUGCGCAACUUGCGCCUCCGGGUCCACCUGCAAAGAAUCACAUCAGGCAACUUUCAUCAUUAUCAGCCUGCUGCCCAGUCCGGGAGUGACCUCAUAGACUUGGCCACUUUUAGGCCUCAACCAACUGCCAGUGGACACCGCCCAGAUGAAGAUGAAGAGGAGGAGAUUGUGAUUGGGUGGCAAGAGAAGCUCUUUAGCCAGUUUGAAGUAGAUGUAUACCAAAAUGAAGCAGCCUGUCAGAGUCCUUUGGAUUGUCAGUAUCGUCAAGAGAUCCUGAAGCUGGAGAAUUCAGGUGGCAGGAAGAACCGACGAAUCUUUACCUACACUGACUCUGAUAGAUACACCAAUUUGGAGGAGCACUGUCAGAAAAUGACCACCGCAGCCAGUGAGGUGCCGUCUUUCUUAGUUGAACGAAUGGCAAACGUCAGGCGGCGACGGCAGGACAGGAGAGGAACGGAGGGCGGCAUCCUCAAGUCACGCAUCAUCACCUGGGAACCCUCGGAGGAGUUCGUCAAGAAUAGCCAUGUCAUUAACACCCCUCUUCAGACAAUGUACAUCAUGGCAGACCUGGGGCCAUAUGGAAAGCUUGGCUACAAGAAGUAUGAGCAUGUCCUCUGUACCGUGAAGGUGGACAGCAAUGGUGUGAUCACAGUUAAACCUGACUUCACAGGCCUCAGAGCACCCUACAGAAUCGAGACAGAAGGGGAGAAGCAGGAGCUGUGGAAGUAUACGAUUGACAACGUGUCCUCCCUCGCACAGCCAGAGGAGGAGGAGCGGGAACAGCGAGUGUUCAAGGAUCUUUAUGGCCGGCACAAGGAGUAUCUCAGCAGCCUCGUGGGCACUGACUUUGAGAUGACUGUCCCAGGCACCCUCCGGCUCUUUGUAAAUGGAGAGGUAGUUUCAGCCCAAGGCUAUGAGUAUGACAAUCUCUACGUCCACUUCUUUGUAGAAUUGCCAACUACUAACUGGUCAAGCCCAGCAUUCCAGAAGCUCUCAGGAAUAACACAGACCUGUGCCACCAAGUCCCUGGGAAUGGACAAGGUGGCUUACUUCUGCUACCCAUUCACGUUUGAAGCCUUCUUCCUCCACAAGGAUGAAUCUGCCGAUGCUCUCCCUGAGUGGCCUGUGCUCUACUGUGAGGUGCUCUCCUUGGACUUCUGGCAGAGGUAUCGUGUGGAAGGCUACGGGGCUGUGGUGCUGCCUGCCACCCCAGGCUCUCACACCCUGACGGUCUCCACGUGGAGACCCAUGGAGCUGGGCACCGUAGCUGAGCUGAGGAGGUUUUUCAUCGGCGGUUCUCUGGAACUGGAGGACCUCUCCUACGUGCGGAUACCAGGAACCUUCAAGGGGGAGCGUCUCAGCCGCUUCGGACUCCGCACAGAAACCACAGGGAGCGUCACCUUCCGCUUGCACUGUCUGCAGCAGUCCAGAGCCUUUAUGGAAUCAAGCUCCCUUCGGAAAAGGAUGCAGAGUAUGUUGGACCGUCUGGAAGGAUUCAGCCAGCAGAGCUCCGUUCACAAUGUGUUGGAGGCCUUCUAUCGAGCCCGGCGCCGCAUGCAGGAGGCCCGAGAAAGCCUCCCCCAGGACUUAGUAAGGCCCUCAGAAACCCUGGAGUCCUAGCUCACUAUAGCCCUGGCCCACGGUGCAAGAGGACAGGACGAGGGAUGCCUGAGGCCGGUGCUCUCCUGCCUCUUCAUCUUUCUUAUUAGAGCCCACACUGGCCUGCUGAGAACUGGAAAAGCCAGGAAAUCCCUGGCUGGCGCCUCUGCCUAACCUUCUGCUGGGUGUUUUCCCUGCCAUGUGGAUAUAAAGCCAGAGACCUGUGGCCCUUUGUGGUCCCCCUCUUCAUAUUUCAGCUGCUAUAAAUGGGCAUCACAACAAGGCAGACUUUUGGUCUGCAACUCGUUUGGGGUGACCUCGUAAUUAGUCUGCCCUUGACACAGCCUCUUUUCAGCUUGUCUCAGUCUCAGUAGCAGAGGGCUACAGGGAUCUGCUGUUCCACAGCCUGCCUGCCUUCUUCCAAGACAGGAGCAGGAAGGUGAGAGAGAUUUAAAUCCCGGCCUGUGAGUCUCAGCCUCCUCUUUCCAGGGCAGCCUCAUUCUGCUGCUUAGGCCUUGUUGAGAUUGAGAUAUGACUCAUUUCUGGAGUAAGUGAGGGCUAAAGGCAGUGCCCAGUCCUUUCUGCUAGCUGGAUAUAUCUUUUAUUGUGUUUUUU
Messenger RNA from Propithecus coquereli (Coquerel's sifaka), 2340 nucleotides. RefSeq names its product Meckel syndrome, type 1 (gene MKS1). The transcript has 18 exons. Gene Ontology annotation, cellular component: MKS complex. The record is from RefSeq and is a predicted model, not a curated record. Lineage: Eukaryota; Metazoa; Chordata; Mammalia; Primates; Indriidae. Gene Ontology annotation, biological process: cilium assembly. The coding region runs from base 67 to 1746 and encodes 559 amino acids.